UUGACCGACUUCCUUUGUGUGAUUUCGUAACAAUGAGGUACAUACAUGGCCUGUACAUGGUUUUUGGUCAAAGACCCAACCAUAGAAGGCUGCGAUAAUCCCACACCAUCUCAAGGCUAUCCAAGACAGAUUGCGACCGCUUGACGCUUACCAGCGAUAUUCGAACUGAGCAGCGGCUGAAGUCGUCAAUUGAGUCCCCACGGAUCAUCCAAACCCCCGCAUCUGCGAAUGGCUGGACCUUGAUCAGCUCACAUCACCUGCUGUGCUCCAGCAAUACGGCGCCAUCAUGAGCGACCUCCAGCGAGCUUGGGCAAAAUCCAAGCUUGGGCUUGCCCCCGAGCCCUUUGAGGAGCUGGACGAGGCUGAGGAAGACCAGGUGCCGGAGCUGCCAGAGGGGCUGGACGACGACUCGUCCUCGGCCUCUUCGGUCUCCUCCACGGGAACGAUUAUCCCGACGCCGAGCCAGAAGCUCUUUGCUCGCCCCCAAGGCGUAGCGAGGGGCCGGACGCUGGAGCAGAUUCCAUGGACAACCUACUUUGAACGAGAGCUGUUUCUCAAGUCGGAUACCAACCCGGAGGUUACUUACCAUGUAUACCUCAACUCGCCGGUGGAUAAGGGGCCAUUGUACGUGAUGCAUCAUGGUGCUGGAUCUUCGGGAUUGUCCUUUGCUCUGGUAGGCUCUGAGAUACGGAAACGACUGCCGAAUGCUGGCAUCCUGGCAGUCGACUGCAGAGGCCACGGCUCUACUACUGCGCCUGAUGGUGCGGCUCUGGAUUUGAGACUUGAUACGCUGUCAUCUGAUCUAUUUGCCAUGCUGGAGGCAACAAAAACACAAAUGAGCUGGCCAGAGUUGCCCCCAAUAGUCCUCGUGGGUCACUCAUUGGGCGGCGCUGUCGUCACCGACCUGGCCAUGUCUGGGAAGCUGGGCACCUCCCUCCUAGCAUAUGCGGUCCUAGAUGUCGUCGAGGGCUCUGCAAUGGAUGCACUUCAGAGCAUGCAGACGUACCUGUCCACGCGACCAGGGGGGUUUGCAACUGUCGAGUCGGGCAUCGACUGGCAUAUCAGAACCCGGACUAUCAGAAACUCAGUCUCCGCUAGAGCCUCGGUGCCAGCGCUACUGGUUUGGGAUGAGAGCAAAGAUGUAUCUCGCCCCUGGAGAUGGAGAACAAAUCUCGCGGCUACGCAGCCGUUUUGGGAAGAUUGGUUUGUGGGUUUGAGCAAGAAGUUUCUGGGGGCUCGUGGGGGAAAGCUGUUGCUGCUUGCUGGCACGGAUCGACUGGACACUGAGUUGACAAUUGGGCAGAUGCAAGGAAAAUACGCUCUCCAAGUAUUCCCCGAUGCUGGGCAUUUUAUUCACGAAGAUAAACCAGAGCAGACGGCCAUCUCUCUGGUUGACUUCUAUCGGCGAAAUGACAGGAGUGCGUUGGUCCUGCCACCAAAGGUCUCUGAGCUCCUGAGGCAGGGCAAGAAAGUAUAAGUCAUCGACAAGAUAAAUGAAGAGAAGAGGAUUGUACGCUUGACGGUGGAGAAAUUGCUUCUAGGCGUUUGAAAAGAACUAGCAACUGCAUAUACUUUGGUGCUCACGCCCCCUAUUUAACGCCCCCAUAUAGAAUGUUGACGAUAUCAAGGGAGCAACUGAACAGUCAGUGGCAUGCUGCAAUUACUCGAUGUGGAUCUAGAAUAAGGUGGCUAUGAAUAAUGAAUGUUAUUGUCAUUAUGUGUUUCACAGAAGAAUGAGUUGUUGAGCCAUCAUCAUCAUCACAAAGCAGAAG
Trichoderma harzianum CBS 226.95 is the source of this 1772-nucleotide messenger RNA. RefSeq lists its product as hypothetical. Gene Ontology annotation, biological process: protein demethylation. Gene Ontology annotation, molecular function: protein methylesterase activity. NCBI's taxonomy places the organism in Eukaryota, Fungi, Ascomycota, Sordariomycetes, Hypocreales, Hypocreaceae. The transcript has 3 exons. The record is from RefSeq and is a predicted model, not a curated record. Bases 287 to 1477 code for a protein of 396 amino acids.